This is a messenger RNA of Cyprinodon tularosa, 3837 nucleotides long. It is a transcript of the gene ctdsp2, whose product is annotated as CTD (carboxy-terminal domain, RNA polymerase II, polypeptide A) small phosphatase 2. Bases 601 to 1392 code for a protein of 263 amino acids. The record is from RefSeq and is a predicted model, not a curated record. The transcript has 7 exons. Gene Ontology annotation, molecular function: RNA polymerase II CTD heptapeptide repeat phosphatase activity. NCBI's taxonomy places the organism in Eukaryota, Metazoa, Chordata, Actinopteri, Cyprinodontiformes, Cyprinodontidae.
GGAAAAACAAAACCCCGCAUAACAUCAAAACCCGCAUUUUACAACAAACUAUCACCCGGAAUCCUAUUUUCUUUGUCAGAAUUUACGUUUCAGAGUGACAGACGCGGGUUUUUGUCGCUCAUUGGGACCGUGCGGGCGGUGUUGUUUAUCUGUAGUAAAGGGGGACUUGAAACCGUCCUCCCUUGCCCCAUUUCCUCGGUUGUUUUCCUUCUCUCGCCUGGAUUCUCCAUGUUGUUGGUGCAAAAGUGACGGCAGAAGGGGGCUACUCGGCGGCUAUCACCACCAAAUAGCGGUACACCCGAUGAGACGGAGCGGGCAGAGUGUCAGAUAACCUCCGGAAAACAUAUCCAAGUGCCUCGCCCCCCCUUACCCCAUCCUUCCUCCUAAGGCAGCCGAUUUAAGAACAAGAAGCAGCGGUUUUGGAGAAGAAAGGAAGCAGGCAGGGACGUGAUAAAUCCGGACCAUAACUGAGGCGGGUCACACGGUAACCUCGGUGUAUACUGCUAGAGUCGCCUUAUCAAUUAAAAAAACCCCAAUGAGGGACGCCCAUCAGUGCUCGGGGACAGGAUUUGAGGAUUUUGAGGGCUCUGUGAUUGUCAGAUGGAAAGUUCUGUUAUCACCCAAGUGCAGAAAGAAGACGUCCAAGUGUCACCGAAAGCAGGCCAGGUGAGCCGCUCUGCCCUGAAACAGCCACGGAGCUGUAACAUCUUCAAAGCCCUCUUCUGUUGCCUCAAAGUCCAGGAUGGCCCCAAACCGCCGCCGCCACCUCUGCCGCCGCCUUCCCAACAUAGCCUGCUGGAGUCACAGGAAAAUGGGUCGGUCGUCAAGCUGUCGGAAGUUAACCUCCUGCCUGAGGUGAAGGCCGAGGACCAGGGGAAGAUCUGCGUGGUCAUCGACUUGGACGAGACCCUGGUGCACAGCUCAUUUAAGCCCAUUAGUAAUGCGGACUUCAUCGUGCCGGUGGAGAUAGAGGGGACCACACACCAGGUGUAUGUUCUGAAGAGGCCGUACGUGGAUGAGUUCCUGCGGAGAAUGGGAGAAAUGUUUGAAUGUGUGCUGUUUACAGCCAGUCUUGCUAAGUAUGCAGACCCAGUGACAGACCUGCUGGAUCAGGGCAGCGUGUUUCGGGCCCGGCUGUUCCGGGAAUCUUGUGUGUUCCACCAGGGCUGCUACGUGAAAGACCUGAGCCGUCUGGGCAGGGACCUCACCAGGACCCUCAUCUUGGAUAACUCCCCUGCCUCGUACAUCUUUCACCCUAAUAAUGCUAUUCCCGUGGUGUCUUGGUUUGACGACGUGGAAGAUACCGAGCUGCUUAACCUUCUGCCCGUGUUCGAGGAGCUCAGUAAAGCUGAUAACGUUUACACCCAUCUGGACCAGCUUCGGGAACAGUAGUUCCCUCCCUCUUCAUAAACACCAGAUCCGCAUAUACCGAGAGAGAGAAAAAAACUCACUUUUUCCCUUUAUGUCACUGUGCAGCUGGGGAGCUACCCCAAACCUGGUGAUAUCCACAAACACUUUUUUUUUCUUAAUAAAAUAAUCACUACAAGAAAGACUGGGAGUCAACCAAAGCCAACCCAUUACAAUCACUCCAGCUGGUAUAGAAACGAAAAUGGAUCUUUUGCCAAAGCAGACAUCUGCCUGCCCUCUAUUGACUUUUGGACACAGUUUGCUUUAUUGUGCCUUUUAAGGAACAAGAGUAAAAAAAAACACUUUUUUUUAAUUCCACCAGAUUUUUAUACAUUUAUAGAUUCCUUUUUAUGCAAGGAAAUCUAUUUUUAAAUGCUGAAAACAUUGUUUCUCUAUGCAACCCAGUUCGGUAAUAACAUGUUGUACCUCUUGUGGUUGGCAGAUGUGCACUUCUGAGAAAAAGUCUCAGCCACUUUACAGAUUUCUUCUACUUUUUCCUUUGGUUUCAAUUAACGUUUCAGAACACGUUUUUUUAGACCAGACAGAAAUAACAUUAGGAAAUGUGGAUCAUGAUUUUUUAAGGGAGAAAAAGCAGCGGAAACCAACUUGGAGACCAAUUCAUCAAUUGCAGUUGAAAAUAAUCUCACUUGCUACACCCAGUUCUGAUAUAUAUCUAUAUAUACAUAUAUCUUUAUAUGUGAGAGGGUCUGGGCAGAUGACUUAAAUGGGAGAUCUCCAUGGUGCUGAGGGGUUCCCAAGGCUUCACCAAACAUUUUGUUGACUGGAGCCAGAAGUUUAACUUUUUUGUAAACUUCAGAGCUGCUGGCAGGUUUGGUUGGCAGGGUUGAUCAUUCUAGGCCUGUGGUAUAAACAAGGCCACUUUCCGGAUCCUCCAACCAUCAGAUUCCACCUAAAGCAUCUUGAUUAACCCCAAGACUUUGGGAACUAUGGGAACGUUUAGUUGGAUCAGGUUCAAAUCAACACAUAAUUUGGAGGUUCUUCCAAAGACAAUCAUGUAGAGGUAAUAUUAUGGUCUGGGACUGUUUGGGACGACUUGCUAUGAUUAAUGGAGCGAAUGAUUAUUCUUUUUAGCAAUACAACCAGAAGAAUAAUCUAUAUCCGUUGGUUCUUGACCUUCAGCACAAUCAUUCAAACAAGAUGUCGUAGCAUUAGCUUAAUGGCUACAUUAAAAUAAUUCUCCAAAGUGGACCAAAAUACCUCUACAUUGAUGUAAAAAAAACAACUCUCCUCCAGUUGUCACUUCAUAGCUGUUGAUCCUGCCCUGCCAAAGAGGAAGUUCCGAAUUCGAUUGAGACAAAAAAGCAAAAACAGCAGAAAUCUGUAAGGGGGUGAAUACUUUUUCGUGCCACUGUAAAUGUUGCUGUAUGUUUAUUUACGUCGAAACAAAUCAGAUAUUAUUCAUUUGUGCUGUAAACACCCUAUUCUUUUUUUUUUUCUUCAAAACAUGCAAUAUAAAUAAUGAAUGUUCAGAUUGUUAUUAUUGGUAACGGGUUGGGUAAUUAGAACGAGGUCUCUGGUGGUGCGUUAACAGUUACACUGGAUAAGCUGGCACAUGGGAUGAUCCUUAAUGUUUUCAGACAGAUCUUCAUUGGUUGCUGUAUUUUUCUUUCUUUCCAAAUGACAAAUAAGUUGCACUUGUACUAUAUCGACAGUGCUGAAAGUAAAAACUGUGCCUUUGGAAACGGGACAGAGAGAAAAGUGUUCCGCCUGAGCAGAGAUUUUUUUUUUUUUUUUUUGAGAACUGCACACCCUGAUAACGUCAUGCUGAGCGUGAGAAAAAAAACACUGUCAGGAGCCAAAAGGGGGGGCGGGGGGAUGCCAGCCGCUGUGGUACUUGCAUUACAACACUUGAAGCUAUCAAAUUUGAUAUUUUUAAACUGCCAAGUGUUUUUAUUUUCCUCUAUAUAUUUAUUGGCCAAUAGAAACAUAAUUGUCCAACACUUUUUAAUACCCAGCAUUUUAUAUUGUGAUCCGUUCUGCCUAUACUGAGGCUGGCCUUGUGUUUUCACUGUUUAUUCGUGCCUAUAUAACACCUUUUGCUGAUAAAAAAAAAAAAACUCAAACCUGUUCAGUUAUGGUAAAUGUAAUUUACAAGCAAGCGUGAAUCUGGAAUUAAAUCUCUUUUUUACUCAUUUGUAACUCAGUACGUAUUUUUGUAAUGAGUUUGUGUAUUUUUUUUUCUUCGGUAGGACGGUCUUUACAAUGUUUGUCCAAUGCAAUUACUGCCUGCAUGUUAAUGAGUCAAAUGUGGAAAUGUAUGUUGUGAUGACCAAAAGUAUUUGAAGAAGUCUCAAGUCUUUUGUUUGUUGCGAAAAAAGAAUGUUUUUGAAUAAUUUUUUUAUACCUGAUCUGACCAAAACCCUUAAAAAAAAGGUGCUGCCAAUUUUGAUUUUGAAAUAAAAAAUGUGG